CCGCCGAUGCCCGAAGCAGAUAAUGGCUUUGUUUGGAGAUCUCAGAUCUGAUCUGCAAUAGCAGCGAUAUCUCUCUUUAAGACAGCAACUGCUACUACUCCAUACAAUAAACAUACGAUAUACACAAGAACAGACCAUGGACCGCGCUCCGACGUCCACCGCAACAGCAACAGCGCCCACCCUCACCCGCACCCGCUCCCGGCGCUCCUCCUCCUCCAUCGUCCCCAUCUCCAACCCUCCCCCCCUUCGCAGAGCCUCCACCGCCCUCGUCGCCCAGCGCAGACCCAGCAUGGCCGCCUCCAUGGCCUCCUUCCGCACCGUCGGCCUCUCCGAAAAAGAGCUCUACGGCGAGGCGCCCCAGGACCUCAUCGGCCUCCAGCGCAUCAAGACCUUCGAGACCGUCGCGUCCCACUACCAGAUCAUGACCGCCGCCGACGGAGAAAUGUCCGCGCCCGCCGACGGCCUCGUUCUCAGAGACAUCGACCCCGAGCUCGUCACCUGGGACUCCCCCGAUGAUCCCGAGAACCCGCGCAACUGGUCGACCGCCCGCAAGUGGAAAGCCACCGUCACCGUCUCGCUCUACACCUUCCUCGGUCCGUUCUCGUCCUCGAUCCUGAGCCCGGCCACCACCCAGAUCGCAGAGCGCUUCGGCGUCACAAACACGACCGUCAAGGCCCUCAUCGUCUCCAUCUUUGUCCUGGCCUGGGCAAUCAUGCCGCUCCUCGUCGCGCCCUUGUCCGAGAUCUUUGGCCGCCGCGUCGUCCUCAACAUCUCCAUCUUCUUCCUCGUCAUCUUCAACAUGGCUUGCGGCCUCUCCCAGUCCCUCGCCCAGAUCCUCGUCUUCCGCUUCCUCGCCGGCUGCGGCGGCGCAGGCCCGCUCGCCAUCGGCGCCGGCGUCGUCGCCGACGUCUGGGACGACGACCACCGCACGCAGGCCAUCGGCCUCUUCUCCAUCGGACCCACCCUCGGCCCUAUCCUCGCGCCCGUCAUCGCCGGCUUCAUCGCCCAGAACCUCGUCUGGCGCUGGAUAUUUUGGAUCCUCACCAUCGUCUGCGGCGUCGUCUUUGGUCUCGGCGUCAUCAUGCUCGAGGAAACGUACGCGCCCAUCCUCCUCCUCCGCAAAGCCCAGGCCAUGCGCAAAGCGACCGGCAAUCAAAGCCUGCACACCGUCUUUGAGAUCGCGGGCGAGUCGCUCUACGACAAACUGAUCUCCUCCGUCACGCGCCCGCUCAUGAUGCUCGUCACGAAUCCGAUCGUCUUCUCGCUCGGCCUCUACAUGGCAUUCACCUACGGCUUCCUCUACCUCCUCCUCGUCACCUUCUCCCCGCUCUACCGCCAAACCUACGGCUACUCCCUCGGCAUCGCAGGUCUUCUCUACCUCGGUCCCGGCGUCGGCUUCUUCAUCGGCAUCCUCACCGUCACCACCAUCUCGCAAAAGAUCUACGCCCGCCUCGUCGCCGCGCACGACGGCGUCGCGAAACCAGAAUACCGCCUGCCCUCCCUCGCAAUCGGCUCCUUCUUCAUGCCCGUCGGUCUGAUCUGGUACGGCUGGAGCGCCGAAAAACAUCUCCACUGGAUCAUGCCCGUCAUCGGCGCCGCAAUGUUCGGCAUCGCAAUGAUCUCCGUCUUCCAAUGCAUCCAAUCCUACCUCAUCGACAUGAACCCCAAAUACGCCGCCUCCGCCACCGCCGCAGGCACAACCUUCCGCUCCCUCUUCGGCUUCGCCAUGCCCCUCUUCGCAACCCAGAUGUACGCCGCCAUGGGCUACGGCUGGGGCAACACAAUGCUCGGCCUCGUCGCCCUCGCCAUCGGCUCCGUCUUCCCCGUCGUCAUCUUCUACAAAGGCGAGCGGAUCCGGAAAUGGAACGACGCCCGCAUGGACGCCCACAAAGCCGCGCACGACGCCCGCAAGGAGGCAAAGCUUGCGCGCAAACUCAAACGCCUCGAAGGCGACCAGGAAAAGAAAAUCGAGAAGGACGGUGGCGUCGCGGCUACUGAACUUCGUCGGAUUAAAUCCCAGCUUAGUACUGAUGAUGCCACUGUCGUCGAGCCUGGUAUCGUCGGACAAAGAACUUUUGAUGAGAUUCCUGAGGAGGACGCGGAGAGCGUCUACAACAAAACCCACCCAGAAGAUAAAGAGAAGUAGUCAGUUCUUUUUUGUAACUAGAUAAUAUCAAAUACAACAGUAAUAUACA
Messenger RNA from Myxozyma melibiosi, 2195 nucleotides. Its product is annotated as major facilitator superfamily domain-containing protein. Gene Ontology annotation, cellular component: membrane. The transcript has a single exon. Gene Ontology annotation, molecular function: transmembrane transporter activity. Gene Ontology annotation, biological process: transmembrane transport. The coding region runs from base 137 to 2146 and encodes 669 amino acids. The record is from RefSeq and is a predicted model, not a curated record. Lineage: Eukaryota; Fungi; Ascomycota; Lipomycetes; Lipomycetales; Lipomycetaceae.